UUGUCUUCAAAUUAGACAAAUUUGGGGAGAAAAUAAAACAAAUCCGCUGAACUGUAUAAAACCAAUAUGAGCGUAUUAGCUUUAUAGUACUACCGUUCUCUCGCGAAAAUACGGUACGGAACAGGAUCUAUCGUUGCCAAGUAAUAUUAUGUCAAACCAAUAAUUAUGGUGUGCAUGUUAACAGUUCUAACAACAUGCAAGUUGUCAGAACCAUUAUCCAAGCGGAAGAAUAAAAGCUGUCAGAACAAAUCCAAGCUGUCAGAACAAUCAAGCAGAAGAAUAAAAGCUGUCAGAACAAUCAUCCAAGCUGUCAGAACAAUCAAGCGGAAGAAUCGUGCAAGCUGUCAGAACAAUCAGUCAGAACAAUCAUACAAGCUGUCAGAACAAGCUUCCUGUAAUUCUCUUAUAACAUAACCUGUAACUGUUGGUAUCGAUGACUUAAACACCUACUGAAAGGAAAUAACAAUUAGAAGGGAAACGAUUGCUGCACUAGUAAAACAUACGUUCAGCAACUAUACGAUAAGUCUAUAUAUAUAACAACCUCUCUAUAUCAAGCCAGUGGUAGAGUUUCAACAGUGAAUUAUGGAGCUAAACACUGCCUACGAUGUUGUGCAUGGUAACAGAGAAAUACAAGCAAUUGAUUUGCAGGAAAGCAUUGCCUACAAUGUCAACCAGAGAAGUCUCACCCAAACAGAUAAUGAGUACAGUACCAUUGAGAACACUGGAUACAAUACUGCUGGAUACUAAAUCUACCGAAAGUGUUUUGGACAACAAAAGCAACACAAAGAGAAUAAGGCAAGAAGUGGCUAAAAAUGAAUAAUUAUGGUAAAAAACGAUUUGCAAUUCUUGUCAUCGUAGCUUUUGUUCUGUCUCUGUUGGUAGCUGUGGCAGCACUGGUCUACACCAAUAUAGAGUUGAAGAAUCAGAUGAUCAGUACCAAUAAGCAAAUACAGUCCAUGAACGAGCAACUGAACAACCAAUCCAGUCAACAGAUUCAAAUCCUACAAGCUCAACUCAGUCAUUCAAUUUUACUCCUUCAAAACAACUUUUCUGAGCAGCUGAGCAGUACUAAUAAACAAGUACAGUCUACCAACGAGCAACUGAACAACCAAUCCAGUCAACUCAGCAAUUCAAUCGUAGCUCUUUCAAGUAAUACUUCUGAGCAAAAUGAAAUUAUUAUUCGAGACCUCAAUGACCUGCAGUCUAUUUUUGCUGAGUUAUAGGUCCAAUGGCAUUCUAUCCUGGAACAAUCAACAACCCAGCUAACUCUUGCAGUGACAUCCCUCAAGAUCGACCAUCUGGAGAAUACUGGAUUGCCACUGGUUCUCCUGUUCAGGCCUACUGUGACAUGAAUCGAACAAGCUGUAGCUGCAACACUGCAGGAGGAUGGAUGAGGGUAGCCAACCUUGACAUGACUGAUCCCAACCAAAACUGCCCAGAGGGAUUGAGACUGGUAACCAGGACAGAACCACCAUUGCAUACUUGUGGCCGAGAAGGACCAGGAUGUACUUCUACUACCUAUUCAACGUAUGGGGUGGAGUAUUCGAAAGUUUGUGGUCGAAUCAUUGCAUAUCAAAAUAAUACUCUGGAUGCUUUCACUCCAUAUUUCAUUAAUAUAUCUUUAUCUAUUGAUGAUGUUUACGUUGAUGGUGUGAGCCUAACCUAUGGACAGUCGCCUCGUCAGCACAUCUGGACAUUUGCUGGUGCAGUCGAUGAAACUCGAUCCGAUGCUCAUGUGUGUCCUUGCACAAGACCUGACCUCCCCUACCCUAGAGUUGUACCUCCCUUCAUUGGUCAAGACUACUUCUGUGAAACUGGAAGCCUACAGCGCUUUAUUUAUAAUACCUUCUAUUCUGAUGAUCCACUCUGGGAUGGUCAGGGAUGCGGGGGUACCAGUACUUGCUGUGAGUUCAACAAUCCACCGUGGUUCUGCAAGCAACUCCCUCAACCAACUACAAACGAUAUCGAAUUGAGGAUUUGUGGUGAGCAAUCUUUAGUCGAUGAAGACACACCAAUUGAGAUUGCCGAAAUAUACAUCCGCUGAACAUGUUUUCGUUUCUAUUCAUAAGCUAGCUCUCAAGAGUAGAAACUGAAUAAUAGCAUACAGUGCUUAUAAUUUUAUACAUUUGGAACAUUAAUCAUGUAACUUGAUACGCAUGUUCAUAAUAUAGAUUAUAAUAUAUUAUAUAUUAUUUGAAUCAGUGGAAAUUGUUCAUACUAAUUUUUUCAUGGUUAUUUUUAUUUA
Messenger RNA from Halichondria panicea, 2245 nucleotides. RefSeq lists its product as uncharacterized. NCBI's taxonomy places the organism in Eukaryota, Metazoa, Porifera, Demospongiae, Suberitida, Halichondriidae. The record is from RefSeq and is a predicted model, not a curated record. Bases 1229 to 2044 code for a protein of 271 amino acids. The transcript has a single exon.